AUGUGCACAACGGUGCUCAACGGCGCCUUCAUACUAGGCACGCUCGCCGGCGUAUCAUUAGUCAUCACCGCCCUGGUGACACCAGCGUGGUUGGUCGGACAUGACGAACGAGAGACAAUCGGUCUGUUCCAUCACUGCUACGCCAGGAAGGACAUGAUCAAGGAAUGCAUCUCGAUUUGGAAGGUAAACAGUAUUAUAUAA
Soboliphyme baturini is the source of this 201-nucleotide messenger RNA. The record is from the annotation of a GenBank genome assembly. NCBI's taxonomy places the organism in Eukaryota, Metazoa, Nematoda, Enoplea, Dioctophymatida, Soboliphymatidae.